Messenger RNA from Porites lobata, 4431 nucleotides. Lineage: Eukaryota; Metazoa; Cnidaria; Anthozoa; Scleractinia; Poritidae. The record is from the annotation of a GenBank genome assembly.
AAACAUUGUUGUCAUAAUUUUAUUUCACUAGAUACUUCCGAAGUAGAGGUGGAAACACUUACUGUAUCUCAGAAAAGGUUGCCCACUUCCAUUCGGCAGUUUCCUGACAAAGAAGGUUAUCAAGGUAGGAUUUUUUAGGGAUGUUACUAAAACGGGAAACGGGAAAAUGAAAAACGGGAACAAAACAUAACUUAAACACGUUUCAGCUAGACCGGAUCAAUCGGUCAAAGGAAACGAAUUCCAGAGAUAGACCAUUUUUGCGAAAAAAUUUUCACUCGGACCGAGCUUCUCGAUGGAAAUUUCCAGACAAUUCGGCACAAUGGAAAGCAUUCCAAGUAUGCCUAGUAUACGCACUAUUUGGGGCCAAAUACGUGAGCCGGGUGGCCCAAUAUGCAGUUUUGCCGAGAUCUCGGCACCUUGGGUAAACAUGACAAAAUUCAACUCUCAAACUCGUUCCCAGAGUUCGCAGGGUAGUUCAACUUUGUGAUUACUUGACAAUAGAGAUAGCCCGGCAAAUUGACAAAGGGACCGAGCCUGGAUCAUGUAAUCAGGCCCUUAGGCUGCGUGCAAACGGACGCAACGACUCCCAACAUUGUUGCGCCAACAAUGUUGGGAGUUGUUGCGUGCGUGUUGGCAGUGGUGUGCAAACGGAUGCAACAACUCCCAACAAUGUUGGGACCUGCCGUGCAUCGUGGGAAGGAUACAACCCAUAAGUCUUUGUAAACCAUGCGUAAUGAGCGUGCGCGGCCCCAACAAUGUUGGAAGAGCUGUGCAAACGGAUCCAACAUUGUUGCGCUACGCUUCGGCGAUCACGGAGCAAAAGAAAUGUUGGGAGUUGUCGGCUGAAAAUUUUGACCUGUUUCAAACUUUGCGCAACAACACGCAACAACAUAUAACAUCCAACAAUGUUGGGAGUUGUUGGCCAACAAUGUUGCGUCCGUUUGCACGGGACUUUACUCUAAUAAACUCAGUAAAAACAUGACCCCCUGCAAAUUAAUGAGAUUCCUUCUUCUUCUCAUUUUUACUUUCAUGCGAUUCUCUUGGGGCUGCAGUUAAGGAGGGCAUUCCAUCGGACGACGAUCUGGAACUCCUGUCAGUGAAAGUUGUAAGGUGGAAAAAGCUUGGGCGUCGGCUAAAACUUGAAGCCGCAGAAUUAACAGCACUUCACCAGGAAAACGAAGAACUGUCUGAGAAAGUAUUUGCAAUGCUGAUAAAGUGGAAACAAAAAAAGGGGAGGCUACUAACCGUUGUUUAUAUGACGCCCUCUGUCAUAAAUUAGUGAAUCGGAAAGAUUUAGCAGAAGAAUUUUGUUGUAGAUGUUCUGAACCGGAAGGUUAACUGAAGUGUGGUAAAUCGAUAUUACAGGUGAGGUUUUCAAACGUCUUACUUAUAAAUGCUCAUUUUUUAUUAUUUUAGGUUUUAAAGCUUUUAAUUCAUUUAGAACUCAAGACCCACUUACACUUUCAAUUCUUUGGUGGUGUAAAUGGACAGAUGUGGAAAUGGUUUCCCAUGUUACGAAAAAAAACAUUUCAUAUGUUUUCAUUUACACCGCUACUAACGAAAACGUGUCCACUAUCUGGUAGAGUGGUACCAUGUAGUAAAUAGAGGGGGAUGGAGAAGGGAUGACUUACCGCUUCUUUCCCUCUCCGCGUGUAGUAGAGGAAAAGCGAGCUUAUUGUGGACUUUAUAACAUCCUUUUUGUAGUGACAACUUUAAACCUAGCGUAACAAGUCUUAUCUUUGUACAAGAAUACUGCGGGACAUUUUUAAAGUGUUUACUUUGUUUUGCGUUCACCUAACAUUGUUACGCGCAGGAAAUGCGUUUCGUCUGAUUUCUAUUCAAGCUUUUCAAUAAGUAAGAGAUGGAAUGGUAACCGCGCUACAACUCCGAAGGCAUGGUUCAUCCAUCUAAUGUGAAUCCGUAACAAGGCAAAUUUAAAAUGUAUAUCCGUCUCGAAUUCACAUGUAUACUUAAUAGACAGUAAAUAUACCAGACGGAUUAUUCGUCUUUAGGGUGAAAACAGCCAUUGGGCUUGAUUCUUGAUCUUUUUAGUAAUGGACUGAUUUUUUUUUUUCAGAUCUAUCCAACAAAGGACGUCAGCGAAAGAAGAGCACUGAAAAGAGCAUUAUUAACAGCAUUCACGGCUCCUCCCCUGAUCACCACAACCAUGUUGACAGAGCCUCGUCGACCGUCUCUAACACUGGCGGAUCUUUGGGUAGCGAUCCUUAGCGCGUUGGUGGUUCUGACUUGCCUAAAGUUAUACUGGACGAACCCGAGUUGAAGAGUUGGUUAGUGAACGAGGUAAUAAGGUCGGAACCUCGAAGCCUUUCUUGGAUAUUUAUAUUAUUAUUAAAAAACAGUGUUAAGGGUUCAUCUUUACUGAAAGCAACUCCAAGGAUAAGUAUUUCAUUCGGUAACAAACUAUUUGUUAGGACAAUUCUUGAGCUUCGCUGGGUUGCAAAGUGGAUAACUCAACGUUGAACUCUGACGUUUGUAAUGAAGGGCGUUAGUCAGGAAUCAUCUUCACUUAGGAUGCCUUUGUGAAUCAGAGACCUCAAACUUGUUUACAGGAUCGUCAUUUAACUUAGAUGGGCUUUGAGGUUGUAAGACACAGUGAAGACAGUUGAAAGGAUAUUAAUACAAUCACUGAUUAGUCAGGACUGACAGGUUGAGCGAUAUUAUGAAAUGGGUUAAGGGGUCCGUCAGAUCAAUGCAAUAUAUAGCCUGUUGCUAAAUAUAUAACGUUAGCUGGCUAUCUCCCAAACAUAGGCCGUAUCAUUUUGCUAUGUCAACAUGUUAAAAAGCAAUUUCUUUACUUAUUGAAGUAUAAACCUGUAUAAAGGUUUGAACUGAAGCUUCUGCGAGAUAAAACCUUCGUUUUUUGUAUUCUUCACAGAAGACGAGGCCACAGACUGAGAUCCAAGACCGGCCUGAUUCCCAGUGUUUGUCCGCUAAUCAGGAAAAGAAGCUGGGUUCAUGAAACCUUCGUUGGAUAUUGUUACUAGACAGAGGUUAGGAGUAAGGCUUUAUAGAUUAGUCAACUAAUUUGUUUCAAAAUUAUUGAUAGCAGAGAUAUACAGCUUCGUUGGUCUGUAUGAGUGUAAUAACUAUGCGUUUCUUCCUUACACCCUUAACGAUUGACACUAAGUGACAAAGAACUCCAGAAAGAUCGGUUUGACCGUCAGGUUUCGCUUUAGCUGAUCAUUUUGCGCCGUAGUGUCGUCCUCUUUUUGUCUUCACGGUCCGAUGGUUAUUCCACAAACGCCGGCGGGCGUACCCUAGCAGGGAUUUGCUGCAUAAGCGUUUUAGUUUUGAAAUUUGUCGUUUAAGAUCUAAAGUUCUCUUCAUAUCUGUUCUCUAGCAGAGCCCGUUAGCCCAGGGCGACAUGCUUGUGUCCUUACAAGGAAUCUUAGUUUCUGCAGAAAAAACCGAGCGCUGCGCAUCCUGAAUUUCAUAGGUGCUGCACGUUUUUUUUAGACUACAGCUUUACUUACAUAGCUUUCUUGACGUACGGGUCACUUCUUUGUUGAUCAUUUAUUCCUAAUCGUCCAGAAAGUAAAAACCCUUACGUGCACACGAUAUGUAUUAGCUCCCUACCCGGACGUAUUUUCGCACGUCGCGCAACACUUCAUCCCAGUUUGGAAGGACUGUUGCAUGACGAGCCAAACGUAUGUUCGUGUAGGGGGCUUGAUGAAAAUGACAUUGUUGUAAAUUACGAUACAAGUAGCUGAGUAAUCGGCGAGAAGAUGAUCUGGCCACUCAGAGAAGAUCACACGUCUAAGGUGGUUUAGGGAAGAAGAAAUUCUCCUUUUCACAACAAAGUGAUUAUUAGAUUAUUAUUGAUUAUUAGCAGGCUAUGGCAGAGAUGCGGAGAAACACUCGCCUCAGUACUCACGACGCCCCCAGUACUCACGACGCACCAUCUCGUUUUCACGGUCCAGAAAACGUAAAGCCAGUUCAAGUGCCUCUAUAUCGUGCUGGUAAGGUUUCCAGUUAUCUUUUGUACCCCCCAAACCCCCCCCCCCCCCCCCCGCCAUCCCGUAGCUGAAUUCUGACUGACUUAAACACCACUCCAGUGAGUCAACGAACAACACUCCACUCAUUACCUAUAAGAACCUGAAAAAGGUAGGGGAGGGUGCGGGGUUACAAAUCCCAUUGUCCAGCCUUACAUUUGGUCAAAUCUUACUGUCCCAUUUAAAGUUUGCCUCAAAUGUUAUUCAUAAUGGACCAACAAAUAAUAAAAAAUAAAAGCUCAAUCCCGUUUUUUCAGGCCAGAAAUUGUCAAAUCUCAAUUCUCAUUUUAGCCCUUCAGAUCCCUCUCACUGCAGUAUCAUUACGUUUUUGUGCAAUCCUAAUUUCUGCCUUUUUCCAUCUGCAGCUGAUGGGCCUGUUUUCUUCUGCCGUGCAUAAAUUCAACUACGACAUGGCACC